AUGCAGGAGAUGGUGGAUCUGAUCCUACAUGACGGUGAUGAGCAGAUAUGCAUGAGAGCACCAAUAUAUGAAAGAAUUCCCUUCAUUAAAAUAUCUAUCUAUGACCUCUACAUUGAAGGGAUUGAAGAAGUGAACACCAGGCCAUCACCACGAGUACUGAAGAGCCAUCUGCCCUACCAACUGGUUCCACCAUCAUUCUGGAAACACAACUGCAAGAUCAUUUAUGUGGCGCGCAAUGCCAGAGAUACCUUGACUUCCUUCUUCUACUUUGACCAUCUUGUACAGAUCCACCCAGAUCCAGGGUCAUUUGAAGACUACCUGCAUAGGUUUAUGAAGGGAGAUGUGGGCUGGGGCUCCUGGUAUGAUCAUGUGAAAGGUUUUUGGGCAGCGAGAGACAAGCACAACAUUUUAUAUAUAUUUUUUGAAGAUCUAAAGAAGAACCCCUCACAGGAGAUUCGGAAAGUGGCAAAAUUUCUCGGUAAAGAAUUGUCAGAUGAUUUAGUAACCAAAAUUGUAAAACUCAGUUCCUUUGAACACAUGAAGAACAACCCCAUGGCCAAUUAUUCUGAAUUCCCUAAGGAACUUCUUGACCAGUCAGAUAAAGGCUUCAUGAGAAAAGGUAGGUUGUGGCUUUGA
This is a messenger RNA of Staurois parvus, 636 nucleotides long. The record is from the annotation of a GenBank genome assembly. NCBI's taxonomy places the organism in Eukaryota, Metazoa, Chordata, Amphibia, Anura, Ranidae.